AUGGCGAUUCGGCAACUAUUAUUUUUGCUGAUCAACUAUGUCUGCGCUAAGAAUGCAUUAGCCCAAAUCGUUCCUUAUAAUACUAAUGGAUGUUGCCAAAGACCGCCUGGCAAUCAAAAUCAAAUGAUCAACCUUCAACAACCGGUACCAACAAACUUCAUCCAGAAUACUCCAAUCAACUUGCCGAUAACUCAACGGCCAGCCAACGAAUUGACAAUUAUUAGCAAUCUGCCAGUUAUUAAUAAGGCACCAAACAACGUACAAAUAAUAAGUCAAGUUAACCGACUACCUGCCUAUAAUUUGGCACCAGUUAAUACACCGCCAAAUCUAAAUAACAUCCUAAAUUUCAAUCAAAUCAGUGGCCAACCAUAUAACAAUAUACCAAUCGGAACUAAUUUGCCGAUAGGUCUCAUAAACUCGCUACCAUUAAAUAAUCAAGUUUUAAGUAGUAACGUACAGCCCGUUAAUCAGUACAAUUAUUUGCGCAACAAUAAUCCAAGCGUGCCAAUUAUAAGUCAACUUAACAAUUUACCUCUUAACAAUCUGCCAAUCAGCGCACCAGUUGUAAGUCAACUAAAUGGUUUACAAAUUGGUAACCUACCCAUAAUAGACACGUUAUUACUUGCCAAUCUUCUAAAUAUUAACACUUUGCCAACACCCAAUCCGCAGCCGAUCAACAGAGUGCUGUUUAAUAAUAUGCCAGUGUCUAACUUACCAGUAUUAAAUAACGUUCCUUCUUAUAAUACAAUUCCAAUCGUUAAUAAUAAUAUUCCGUUUAGUAAUACACAACCGAUUAAUGCAAACCUUAUUCUAAGUAAUUUGCCGAUUAGAAAUAAUUUACCUGUAAUCAGUAACCAACCACCAAAUAUAUUGCCAAAUCAAUAUCAGAAUCUAAACAGAUUGGCACUUGUUAAUGCUUUACCGAAAAGUAUUAAUCCAAAUUUAGCGAAUAGUAACUUUUUGGGUAACACGAAUGUCGUGAUUGGCCAGCCAAAUAACAUAGUACCGAGUUUGCCAAUUGCCAAUAAUCCACAGUAUAUUAGGAAUAUUCCUAAUCCACAGGUGAGCAUUCAAAAUUUACCAGUUGCCAAUGAUUGUGGCUGUCGGAAAUCUGCCUCAUCAAUGCUAGUUGAAAAGGAAAUUGGGAACUCUUUGAAUGAACCAGUGGUGUCUUUGAAUGGGUUGCAGCUUGGCGGACUUGGCGGUCUUGGUGUCUUACCAUUAUACAAAGGCUUGCCAGUUAUUGGCAUGACGGAAAGUAUCGUCAAUCUUGAUUCUUGUAACUGUUCAAAUUAAAGAGGUAUCUUUUAAUUAUCGCUAGUUCAACAUAGUUAUAACAUGUUAUGUGUGUUCGUUUCGAUAUAAAUGUAAAUUUGCAAAAAUUUUAAAGUGCUUUAAUGUCAGACUAGCUUGUUUUAAAUUUUUGCUCUUGUUUUUAAUUGUAUGCUUUUUAUCUUUUACAAUGUAUAUUUUUAAAUUAAAGUAUGGAUGUUUUGUAAAUAUUUAUUGUAAAUUAAGUGUUAUGUCGUUUGUUGUUAAACCAAAUUAGUAGCGCACUAUCUGAAUUGUUUUAGGGUUUGAUUAACCGAUUUCAUCUUUGAUUAUUUUCUUGUAAAUGACAGUGACAGUAGAGGAAAGAACCAAAUAUAUAAAAUAGUAUCGGUAAUAUGAAACAUUGAAGUUCUUUAAUUAAUU
Diatraea saccharalis (sugarcane borer) is the source of this 1695-nucleotide messenger RNA. Lineage: Eukaryota; Metazoa; Arthropoda; Insecta; Lepidoptera; Crambidae. The record is from the annotation of a GenBank genome assembly.